UUUAGCUAGUAGCUCUAAUGGCUUUGAACAAACUAGUCCUCCUGAUUGCUGCUGUUGUGAUUCUGCUUCCUGCAAUCGCCAUGGCGAAAGAUAUAGUUGUCGGAGGCGAUAGCGGCUGGACACUGGACUUCGAUUACCAAGCUUGGGCCAAAGACAAAGUAUUUCAAGUUGGUGAUACUCUAGUGUUCAAGUACACACCUCCGGCACACAAUGUGUACAAGGUCGACGGAACUGGGUUCAAGGAUUGCACCAAACCGGCAAAAAACGAAGCACUGACAAGUGGAAAUGACAGAGUAGACCUGGCGUCCGCCGGAAAGAAAUGGUAUAUUUGCGGCGUGUCCGAUCACUGUGAUCAGGGCAUGAAGCUUAACAUCACCGUUAUGGACAAGUCUUCGGCUGUUCGUUAUGAAGCUCGGAUCAUCUCCUCCGGUAUUCAAGUCUUCGUGGUGGCCAUCAUUGCCAUCUUAGCACUUAUGGUGUGAUCCACUCUUAAGUCUUAACCAUAUUUUUAUUCAGCACAUGAAUUAUGAUCGAUUUUUUUCACUUUCAGUUUAACAAUAAGGAAUUAUGAGUGAGGGCAGAUUCAAAUUUUGCCUACUCGUAAGAGAAUUAUGUUUGUUAUAAUGUUUAGUUCACUUUAGCAGUUGUUCCAGUCUAUACACUUGUCCUUAAAAACAUAGUUAGAAUGGACUCAUUGCAAUUUAGUGGUU
Molecule: messenger RNA, 710 nt
Organism: Argentina anserina (silverweed cinquefoil)
Lineage: Eukaryota; Viridiplantae; Streptophyta; Magnoliopsida; Rosales; Rosaceae
Product: blue copper protein 1a-like
Exons: 2
Coding region: 18-482 (154 amino acids)
Cellular component (GO): plasma membrane
Molecular function (GO): electron transfer activity
Source: RefSeq, a predicted model, not a curated record